CUUCUUUUGGAUACUUGGUGUCGGCGGCGCCGCGCACGGCAAAUGGAGUGGGUUCUCGCGGAAACGCUGCUCUCUCAGAGCCAGGAUUCUCGCGUCCUGCUUGGAGCGCUGUGCCGCGGGGAGCCGUCCGCGGAGCGUGUGGAGACGCUGCGAUUUCUCCUCCAGCGGUUCGAGGACGAGGAAGCGCGUCCCGCGGCGUUCCUACAGGAGGCGGCGCGCGAUGUCGCAGCCGGGUACCUUAUGCCGCUUUUGCGGUGCCUGCGCGGCCGCCUAGCCACGAGCCCUGGCUCCGACCUGCCGCCCGGCCACAGCCGCCGUGUCCUGAGGGCGGCGGGCGGGGCUCUGCGCUCAUGCGCCCGCCUCGCUGGGGGCCCGCAGUUGGCGGCUGCGCUGGCUGCGGAGGCCCUGCGCGACCUGCUCGCUCUGCGGCUGGAGUCCGGCCACGAGGGGGUCCUUCGGAAUCCUUCCGUCGGACAUGGCGGGCUGGGAGCCGAAGCGGCCGUGGAGGUCCUGGUGGCGGUCAGCCCCUGUCUGCGGCCCCGCGAGGACGGGGCGCUGCUGGAGCGGGUGGCGCAGGCCGCCCUUGCCCUGGCUCUGGGCGGGGUUGAGGAAGAGGCCGGGCCCGCCGAGGAGACAGCGGCACUGGCGGCCGGGCGGCUCCUGCCAGCGCUGGGCCAGUGCGGAGACGCGGCGCUGCGGGCCGUGUGGGAGGGGCUGCGCGCCCUGGCUGCGCCGGAAUGGCCUCCGGGCGGGGACUCCCGGUCGCACCUCGUCGGGCGCAAGCUGCUGGUGCUGGGCUGCUUGGCAGAGAAACUUCUGCCGGACCCCGGCGUGGGCCGAAACCCUCGCGCUCUAGAGGCGGGCCUGGAUGCCCGGCGGUGCUGGCACUUUUGGAGGACUGUGCAGGAAGGGCUGGCCCAGGCCGAGGAAGCGCUAACGCGCAAGAGAGCGCGCUAUCUGCUGCAGAGAGCGGUGGAGGUGUCAGUGGAGCUGGGGGCCGACUGCGUUUGCCACCCCCAGGAAGGAAACGGCCCAAGUCUGUUUUGGUGGUCUGAGAAGAAAAAAGAUGAGCUUCUAAAGUUUUGGGAAAACUAUAUUUUAAUUAUGGACACUCUAGAAGGAAAUCAGAUACAUGUUAUAAAGCCAGUCUUACCAAAGCUGAACAAUCUAUUUGAAUAUGCAGUGUCAGAGGAAAAUGGAUGUUGGCUCUUUCAUCCUUCCUGGCAUAUGUGUAUUUAUAAAAGAAUGUUUGAAAGUGAAAAUAAAAUCCUGACCAAAGAAGGUGUUAUUCAUUUUUUGGAGCUCUAUGUAACAAAAAGUCUUCCAUUUUCACCAGAAUUUUCCGAGUUUAUCGUUGGACCAUUAAUGGACACACUUUCAGAGAGCUCUCUAUAUAGCAGGUCCUCAGGCCAGCUAAUAGGAAGUGGUUCUCCAUUGGGAUUCAAAUUACAGAAGUUUUUAGUCACUUAUAUUUCUCUUCUUCCAGAAGAAGUAAAGGGUAGUUUCCUAUUAAAGUUUAUUCAGAAGAUGACAAGUAGACAUUGGUGUGCUAUUCCCAUUUUGUUUUUAUCUAAGGCGUUGGCAAGUGUCCCAAAAUGUAAAGCCCUGGGUGUAGAAGGGCUUCUUGCUCUCAGGGAUGUUCUUCAGUGUACUAUGAUCACACAUCAGAUUCUAUUGAGAGGGGCAGCUCAGUGCUUUCUUCUUCAGACAGCUAUGAAUUUGGUAGAUGUGGAGAAAGUGUCAAUUUCUGAUGUCUCAGCUUUUCUCAUGUCUUUGAGACAAGAGGAGUCCUUAGGACGAGGAACUUCUUUGUGGACAGAGCUCUGUGACUGGUUGCGUGUUAAUGAAAGCUGUUUUAGGCAAUCCCCAAAUUGUAGCUCCGUAGGACUUCAUGAGACGUCUUCUUUAAAUGCUUAUGUAAAGAACCUAGUUCAAGAGUAUGUUAAGUCGCCUGCUUGGAAAACAGGAGACAACUGCUCUAUGCCUGACUGGUUUGAAGCCAAGCUUGUUGCUAUGAUGGUUGUGCUGGCUGUAGAUGUAGAACAAAUGAAGAAUCAAUAUAGUGAAAAGCGGAGGAUACAGAAUGUAUUAAGGAUAUUCUUAGACCCUCUUCUGGAUGCUCUUAUGAAGUUUGGUACAAAUGUCUACAUACCUUUGCUGAAAACUGACAGAUGCCUCCAGCUGCUGAUGAAGUUAUUGCACACUUGCUUGUUGAAAGGUUCCAGUACCCAAGAUGAUGAAGUGUUUACUCUUCUUCAGAACUUCAUAAUGUCUACUACAGAGAGCAUUUCUGAAUUUAUUCUUAGACGACUUACUAUGAAUGAGCUAAAUAGUGUUUCAGAUCUGGAUCGUUGCCAUUUAUACCUGAUGAUAUUAACUGAGUUUAUAAAUCUUCAUUUGAAGUUUGGGUGGAAAAGGGGUAACCCCAUUUGGAGAGUUAUUUCUCCUUUGAAAAAUGCAUCCAUUCGGCACCUUCAGGACAUGGGUAGCGGACAGGAACCAACACUUGGUAGACAGAUUCAGAGAGUGGUUAGUAUGGCUGCUUUGGCCAUGGUAUGUGAAGCCAUUGAUCAGAAGCCAGAAUUACAGCUUGAUUCUCAGGAUGCUGGACCCAUGGAAAGGUUCCUUUCCUCUUUUCAACUCAAUCAGACAUUACAGAAGCCUCACAUAGAAGAGCACAGCAGUUUUUUUGAUGACUCUUCAUCUUCCCAAGGAUGGGGGAAAAUAGUUGCACAAUAUGUUCAUGAUCAGUGGGUCUGCCUCUCUUUCCUCUUGAAAAAAUACCACACCCUCAUACCAACCACAGAGGGUGAAAUUCUGGAACCCUUUUUACCUGCUGUUCAAAUGCCAAUAAAGACUUUGCAAUUUGCACUAGAAGCCCUCACAAUUCUUCCUUCGGAUCAGAUUUUACCUGUCUUUCAGUGCAUGAAAAUUGUGGUUCCCAAGCUUCUGACCUCCUCUGAAUCACUCUGCAUAGAGUCUUUUGACAUGGCUUGGAAAAUUAUAUCUUCUUUAAGCAACACUCAGCUGACAUUCUGGUCUAAUUUAAAAGCUUUUGUUCAGUUUGUUUUUGAUAACAAGGUUCUUACCAUUGCUGCAAAAAUCAAGGGCCAGGCAUAUUUCAAAAUAAAAGAGAUUAUGUAUAAGAUAAUUGAAAUGUCUGCUAUAAAAACUGGAGUCUUCAAUAUGCUGAUAAGUUAUUGCUGCCAAUCUUGGAUAGUUUCUGCUUCAAAUGUGUCCCAAGGUUCCUUAUCAAGUGCUAAAAAUUAUUGUGAACUUCUCCUUGAAGCAUGUGUAUUUGGAAAUGUGUUUAGGCGUGAUCAAAGACUUAUUCAAGAUGUACAGACCUUCAUAGAAAAUCUUGGACAUGAAUGUGCAGCAAACAUUGUUAUUGAAAAUACUAAAAGAGAGGACCAUUACGUGAGAAUCUGUGCUAUCAAAUUCCUGUGUUUAUUAGAUGGCUCAAAUAUGUCCCAUAAGUUGUUUAUGGAAGAUCUUGCAAUCAAGCUGUUAGAUAAGGAUGUAUUGGUAUCCAGGUCAAGAACUCACUACUAUGUGAAUUCUCUACAGCAUAGAGUGAAAAAUCGAAUAUGGCAGACUCUGCUUGUACUUUUCCCCAGAUUUAAUCAGAAUUUCUUGAAUGGGAUUAUUGACAAGAUUUUCCAAGCUGGCUUCAUCAAUAAUCAAGCAUCCAUAAAAUAUUUCAUAGAAUGGAUUAUUAUAUUGAUUCUUCAUAAAUUCCCACAAUUUCUUUCAAAGUUCUGGGAUUGUUUUUCUUAUGGUGAAGAAAAACUUAAAACAAGCAUUUGUACAUUUUUAUCAGUGUUGUCACAUUUGGACAUUAUUACUCAAAAUAUGCCAGAAAAGAAAUUAAUUCUGAAGCAAGCCCUUAUUAUCAUACUGCAAUGGUGUUUUAAUCACAAUUUUAGUAUUCGACUCUAUGCCUUAGUUGCCCUUAAGAAAAUAUGGAGCAUGUGUAAAACAUUACAUGUUGAAGAAUUUGAUGCUUUGACUCCUGUUAUUGAAUCUAGCCUUCAUCAAGUAGAAAACAUGCAUGGAGCAGGGAAUGCCAAGAAGAAUUGGCAACGCAUCCAAGAGCAUUUCUUUUUUGCAGCAUUUCACCCACUUAAGGAUUAUUGUCUGGAGACCAUAUUUUACAUCCUUCCACGCCUUUCAGGUCUUGUUGAAGAUGAAUGGAUUGCUAUUGGUAAAUUUACCAUGUUCACUGACAUUCCUUUAGAUGCAGGAUUUCAGUGCUACCUUUCUCAAACUCAACUUUGUGAACUAAAGCCAGGUGACUGGUCUCAGCAGGACAUAGGAAUAAAGCAGAGCUCUUCUUUCUAGUCUCUUCUUUGUCUGGGUGGACAUCACUUCAUCUGCUCUCUCCUUUCUUACGUAUCUUCAACCUUCCUUUUACACUGACUACUUCCCUUCAGUUUUUUCUAGAACCUACAUUUCUUCUCUAUCUCUUGCCUACCUCCUCCUCCUCCCCUUCUCACUCAAGCUGGUCUAAAAAACAAAGGAUCAGGUUCCCCACCCCAUUUUUAAGAUCACAACUAUUCUUGGCAGACUAGCCUACAUUCUCAUCAUUUUUGUCACUCACAUUUCUUCCUUAUUUAUGUCUUCCUAACCUGUAGCCACCAUUGAAGCUGCUUUCAGGAAAUCAUCAGUUUCCUUCCAGUUACAAAACCUAAAUGGACACUUUUUUCUUCUGAUCAUACCUGACCUUUCUGCAGCAUUUAUUUGCCACUCUCUUGCUAUCCUGGUUUUCCUUCUAAAUCUGACUCUUCUCACUGUCUUUUAUGAGUUUCCCUUCCUCCACUUGUCCCUUACAUUUGCAGUUCUCUAAAAUUUUGAUGUUUUCAAGAAUCACUUUGAUAACCUGUUAAUUAAAAGUGCAUGUUGUUGGGUUCUAAACUUGUAUUUUGAUUCAUUACAUCUGGAGGAGGAUUCUGGGAGAGCGCAUUUUUUUAUCAGGCACUCUAGAUGGUUCAGUAACACAUUUUAAGACAUAUUGCUGUAAAUUUAUUAAUUUGAUAAAUGUUUAUUGAUUUCUUCCUGUGUGCUAGGCAUAAGAUCAAGUCCCUGCCCUCAUGGAGCUUACAUUCUUAUGGGGGAGAUAACCAUAAGCAAAUAUAAAAUAUAAUGUGAGAUAGUAAAAAGUUAACUAUGAAAAAAAUAAAGCACAGUAUAGAGAUAGUGACAAUGAGUUUGAAAGGCCUUUCUAAGGAGUUUGAGGAGAGACCUAAAUGAAGUGAUAGAGCAAGUGAAGCAAAGAUCUGGGGGAGAACUUUCCAGGAGUAGAAAAGAGCAAAUGUGAAGAUUUUGAGGAAAAAAGAUGUCAGCAAAGAGCCAUUGCAUUAGUGUGGUGGGAAAAGCCUUACUCGAAUGGGUUGAGUAGACACUGAGAGGAAUAGAAAUAGGUACAACAUAUAUAGACAGCUCUUUUGAAUUUUGCCAUAGAGCAACAGAGCAAAGAAAUGAAGUAUCAACUGGAAGGGGAAGAGAUUAAAGAGGUGUUUUUCCUUUUUGUUUUGUUUGUUUUUGGUAAAGAGAGGCAUAGUGCAAUAGGGUUUUUAUGUUGAGGCUUACAUGUUACCCCUGAGUUGUUUCAUUGGUCUGUUUUUUUCCUCCUUCUGCCUGAACAGUUUUAUUAAUUCCCACAGCUUGAAACAACCACCUAUACAACUGUAAUUUUGAAAUAUUUAUCUUACCUAGGCUGUUUCCUGAGUCUCCUGGACAUUUGGAUCCAGCUAUUCCAUAAGUUUUUUUUUUUUUUUUUUUUUUUAGGUCU
Molecule: messenger RNA, 5794 nt
Organism: Choloepus didactylus (southern two-toed sloth)
Lineage: Eukaryota; Metazoa; Chordata; Mammalia; Pilosa; Megalonychidae
Gene: TARBP1
Product: TAR (HIV-1) RNA binding protein 1
Exons: 27
Coding region: 43-4344 (1433 amino acids)
Biological process (GO): tRNA methylation
Molecular function (GO): tRNA (guanine) methyltransferase activity; RNA binding
Source: RefSeq, a predicted model, not a curated record